AGUCAUUCGUUCGGCGAGCGCGGAACGCGCGUUGUCUCACGCUUGGACCUGUUCGGACACGUCGCGUCGCGUUACUCACGAAUACGCCGCCGCCGUUCGUUCGUGCUUUCGGCGUCGUAUCGUUACGGGGCCGCGCGUGCCUUCGUUUCGUCUGGUUUCAUAUCUCCCGGGACGUUCGCAGGAACAGUCGCGCGGCGCAUGAGAUUCGCGUGUAGUCGCCGUUCUCGUCCGCCGUAGUGGUGCGUAACUACGUAUCGUGUGCAACGUUUUGUGCUUGUUGCGCCGAGUUCUUUCAAAGGGAGUUCUCCUCGGUCCGCAGCCGUCCUGACCCCAACGACGAGGAGGGCGAGAGGGAGAGAGAGAGAGAGAGAGAGAGACGAGGAGAAAGGAGGAGCCUCUACAUAGGACAUCGGCACUGAGAAGCGUUGCGCCGAGAUUCUCCAAAUUUUCGAGAUACUCGGGCCGCACACGUAUACGAGCCACGUCACGACCACGACAUGCCGCUCCUUGUGUAAGUUACGCGUGACAUAGUCGAAGCCGCCGCGUGUGGACGUGUGAUGAUAAGGAUAAGCUUCGGAUUAUCAGUGGUGACCCAGAUAGAUGUUAAUUGCAGCGCUGCUCGAUCGUGCGCCGAGGAGUGAUAAUCGCAGCGAGUGCAAAACCACACGUGAAGACAGGACGAGUCGCUCAGGGUCGCUUAGGGGUUCUGUCGAAAUCAUCCGCGCCGCUGAACGCAAUUACGUAGUCGAGCCGUCGCAACCUUCGCCCAUCGCGGAGACAAAUCGCGAUCCGCUGAGCGGACGGAGAGUGACGAGGAGAGAGAGAGAGAGAGAGAGAGAGAGGGAGGGGGGAGGGAGAGGACGAGCGAGCGAGCAUCGGCUAGAGUCGCACAUGGAAUCACGUUGCGCAAGGUCGGCCCCGAGACGACGAAAGUAAGGUCAGCUGAUAGAGAAAUCAAUAUUCCCCGAAUCGCGCGCCUCGACGUCACGGCGGUGUCGCGACAACCACCGCACCUUCGCGCUCGAUCCUCGGCCGCGUGAAUUAGACGCGCACGUGAAGAACGUGACGCGAACGUCAUCCCCGUCACGUCCGCGGCCGAGCGCGAUAUCGAUCUCCGAGAGUGCCGAACGAGAGAGAGAGAGAGAGAGAGAGGGAUUUAGCGCGAAGGAGAGAGAGAAAGAGAUAUGGAUGGCUGGAAGAGCUGGAAGAGAUCGGAGAGUUCGCUCCUCUCGGCAUGGUAUCGGCGCGUGAGAGAGUCCUACCUUGCACUCUGGUUCUUCGGGGUGUUUCAGAGCAGCAGCAUGUCGACGAGCACCGCCUCCGGCGGCGGCGGCGGCGGCGGCGGGGGCGGAGGUGGAGGCGUCGGCGGAGCCCUCAGUCUGAUGGGCUGCGUGAGAGAGGCCUCGCCGCCACCUCAGAAUCAUCACUCGCAUCAUCACCAUCAUCAUCAUCAGCAGCAUCAACAGCAUCAACAGCAUCAGCAGCAGCAGCAGCAGCAUCGCGCCUUCGGCCUCGGCGAAUUCCCGGCUCAGCACAGCGUCGACCCUCUGCCCAAAGAACCAAAGAAGCGCCGUUUUCACCCCCUGCGUGGUCUCAGGAAGAUCUUUCGGCGGAAGAGCCGCGGUGCUGCCGACGUGCGUCUCGUUUCCAAUUCCGCUGAUCGAGAUGCGGAAUUGGCGCGUCUCCCGCGGGAGGAUAUCACGAUGAGACAUCCCGCGGGUCGCCCCGAGGAAGCACGUAGCAGAAGCGCCAGCGAGCUUCUCACCGACUCCUGCGACAGGGAAAGCGUAUUCCUCCGAAGGGGCGGCGGCGGCGGCGGCGGCGGAGGCGACGACGGCGGUGGCACGGAGGACAGUUUCGCCAAGUUACGAGGAGGCGCCGGCAAGCUGUCGGUGUCGCACGACAGCGUUUUCCCGGGAGAAGUUCCUCACACUCGGCCUCUCUCCUCGCUGGCCAGCCUGGCGACGCUCGAGCGGCGGCAAGCCCGUAAGAGUAGCGAGAUCAUCGAACACAAGGAGUACAAUCACCACGUCGCACAAAGGCACCGGAUAUCCCUGCGGGUACUCGAGCAAAUCAAGACGGUCAUAGAGAACCGGAACCAGCUGGCCUCGUCGACCUCGCCGGAUGCAACGCCCGGUGUAGCGUAUGCGGUCGGCGAGCGGUAUCAGCAGGAAACCACCGAGAACCGCUUCAGCAUCUUCGAGAAGCACGACAGGAGCGCCGACGACGGUCAUCAGCAGGGGAAGAUUACGAGAGCGUCGAAGGACACGGUCGAUCGGGUCGUCGCAGUGGCCAAGGAGGAUUUACCACAACUAGAAAGCGCGAGCUUGAAUCACACCGCGGCGCAUCACCGGAUCUCCGUGCGCCCGAAGAACCGGCGGCCGCCACGACGUACCACACCAGCGCCGGCGUCGUCGACUGCGGCUAAUGUCCUCGCCUCGAGCUCCCCGUCGAUACCGCCGACCAUCGCCGAGGACACUCUGGACAGCUUGGAGCAACAGCAGCAGCAGCAGCAGCAGCAGCAGCAGUCGACCAGUAACGCGUCGACGCCAACGGAAGCCAAGACCACUGGCGUGACCAGGAAAUCAUCCAGUCGGCUGUCGCGCAACUCAGACAUCUUCGAGGAGCUGGAGCCCAGACUGCCCAGGAAGCCAAGCGCGACCUCGUUGUCGCCGGACAGUCUGGACGCCACGACAACGUCGAGGAGCAGCGCAGAGGUAGCUGAAGAGCAGACGACACCGUCGCCGACGACAAUGACGACGACGACGACGACGAUGAUGACAACGGCGGCGGAGGUGGUCACCAGGUCGGUCGCCAGGAGACCGUCCAAUCGGAUAUCCAAAGGCUCGUCGGACGUGUUUGAAGAACUGGAGACGAAACUGCCACAUAGCAGACGGUCGUCGUCGAAUCGGCUGUCCAAGUCACCGGACAGCCUGGAUUUGACGCCCUGUUGGUUCUCCAAGUCCACCGAGGGCUUCGACAAGUACGAGGAGGCUGAAUACGAGGAGUCGUCGUCGAGGCCGAUAGCGGUGAGGAGGCUGUUGCUGAAUCCGAUCUCCAAGUCCACCGAUCGCGUGUCUAAGUCGUCGGAUAGCUUAGAGGCGAUCGAGCCUUUGGUCAGCGACGACUCCAUCGAGCGUAGACGCAGCAGCUUCGAGUUCCGGGCGCGCAGGAGCUCGAAGGCCAUGUCCAAGUCGUCGGAGAGCUUCGAGGUGCUGGAGCUGCGGGAGCAGAGCGCUCGCGCAAGCGAGGAGGUGGUAGUGAUCGGCCAAGAGCUGCAGAAGCACAGCAGCGUCUCCGACAUCAAUCUGUCGCGAGGCAGGAGGCUGUCCAAGAGCAUCUCCAAGUCGUCCGAAAGCUUCGAGAGAAUCGACACGAGCGAGACGAAGGAUAUGGAGGCGGAGGUGACGUUGGACGACGUCUCGAAGGGCUGCUGCCGACGAUCGAGCAAGAGGAUGUCCUCUGAGAGCUCGGACAACCUAGACGUGGACGACAGACUGGAGAACAGGAGGGUGCGACGAACGCCCAAGAGGAUACCGAGCAGCGGUAUAGUCGACGUGGUGGUAACCGGGGACGACCGCGACAGAGAGAGGCGGCCUACUCCAACCAGGAAGCCGCCGAGGCUUCAGAAGUCCUCCGAGAGCUCGGAGCUUGGUAGCACGGACACUUUGGAUUCGGAGAAGAGGAACAAGUCCUCGGAGAGCACCGAGACGUUGGACAGUCUGGAGAAGGAUUUGGAGCAGGACAGGAAGGAGGAGGAGAUCACAGACAGCGUGCUGGAUAGACGUGAGAAGAAUGAUUCCUGGUCCAGCAGGAAUGUGGCUGCGACCGAACCUGACCAGACAUCAAUGGGAGACGACACGGAGGACUCCAAGUCGCUCAUCACCGCUGACAAAUAUUACUGGCGUCAGUCCUCCGAACCUACUAAGGACAACCUGGGAAUCCAUCAGUUGCUGGCCAUCACGAUAGUGACCAGAAUGGCUGACAACGGUAACAAUCAGCGCAGCUCCGUGAUUUACCCGAAGAAGAAACAACAGAUGAGCACGUCACAGCCGACCUCGCCGGUCGCCAAGCAGGAGGACACGAAGAUGCUGUUUGACAAUCUCUUGGUCGGCAAGAACGACGAGGACCUGCAGAACAUGCUCAACGGAAACAUAUCAGAGGUGUCGACCGACACCAAGAGCUUUAAGGAGAAGCUGAUCAUGUUCGAAAAGCUCGGAAAGUGAGCGUACGACGAUGGAGCGACGAUAUAGGAAAUCGUCCUUGCGAGAGAUCAACCUUCUUUCAGUUGACGCGAACGUGUUCCGGUAGCGGUCAGAGCUUAACGCGGAGAAGAGGUCAAGCACGUAAAAGAGAUGAGCGAUCUCGUUUAGCGAUUAUUAUAUAUACAUUGUAGAAUAUAUACGAGCCGGGUGUGUUCUCGCACGAAGCAUUCGCUCGUUCACUCGAAGCGAGUGAGGGCAAAGAGAAAUCAAAGAGUAUAGCUCGCGAAUAACCGUUUUCACGUGAAGGUCCACCGUUGACCGAGUUGGAUCAAUCGCUUGCUUAUCCGCGGAGAGCUCAAGAUCCAAGAUAGAAAAUGAUAAGGUAAGAGCGAAUUCAAGAGGAAUAAGCCGUACGGAUAAAAGUAGAAAAAAGGAGGUGUUACUUUACAUAGAUAUCGCGUUUCGCAGAUGGUAAAAAUUUGAAGAUACCAAACGAGAGCUUGGUAUUUUAGAUGAUGUCAUAAGUGAUUUGCUCGUCGCGUGUGUUAGUCGAUGCAACGUCGCGGUAAGUGAAUAAAUAUUCAGCUAGAGAGAGUAGAGGAGGGGCUGCUUGGUAAGAACCGUUAGAUGUUGGACGCGAUAAAUUAGUAGCAGAUCCAUUAGCGGAGGAUAAAAUUAUUGGCUGCGGAACAGCCAACUCGCAUGUAUAUUCAUUCGUGAAACCGUUUGUUCUUUUCCGAUAAAGUUGGGAACGCGUCAAGUGGAUAUGAUUGCGAUUGCUGAUGAGUGCGAGUCGUUCGUGAGUUUGCAGAACGAUCAGGAAGACGGUCAUGACAGAAACUGAAACGUCACACGACGGUACACGAUGCACAUAUUGGAUAUUUCUAUUAUGUUAUCUCUGCUCUGUAAUUACUUACGUUUUCUUGUGAAUCCUCCGUUGCAGUUGCGACGGUUGUCUAACUCGCUGUCACUUCGCCUCCUGUCAUGACCGAUUACCGCUCAAGCUCAAGCAGGUAGCGGCUCGUAGUCGCGACUACUUGAUGCGCCCGCCCCAACUUCAUCGGAGAGAUGAAAAGUACGUUCAACAAUGUGUCGGAUAAUUUCAACUUCCCCACCUAGAUACCAUCUAAUAGAUUUAAUUAUCGCGUCCAACAUCUUUUGCGACGGUUUCUACCGGCCAGUCUCACACUGAUCGUUUCCCUUUGGAAUCUUUGCAAAAUCUUUGUUUGAAUAAAUAAGUGAAUGUCAUAACGUCGCGGUAAUCGUACGGUUUAACUCUCGGGGAGAGAUCGAAAAAAAAAACAAUUUCAAUGCGAAGCAUGACGGUUCACGUCGAUGAUGAUAUCUGGCUUUUCGUUCCGUCGUGUACUGUGGAUUGAAGAGCCAAAUACCGUUUCGGUGCCGUCAAGGAGAGAAAAAAAGAGCAAAGUUCAUUCUUGCUCACGCGGUAUUUUUUUUUUUUUCCUUCAAUUCUCACAUUCGUGUUUUCUUCACACGUCGAAGGAAUUAAACGUCGUUGAGAUUAUACAUUGUACGACCGCGCACGAGAACUCCGUCACGAGAGGCGCGUAUAUACAUUCUCGUAGGACCUUCAGCGUUAAUCGAAGAUAGCUGUACAGUAGUCUAGCGGAUGUGAUCCUUGCCCAUGGCACGUUUGCAAAAAUCGUGCAUCAUCUCAUCGUGUAAAUACGAAGAAUAUAUAUGCGCGGAAUCGUCUUGCUAUGAUGCAGAGAAAAGAAUAUAUACAUAUAUACAUAUAUAUAUCACCAUAGUAGUAAUUUGGUAAAUAUAGAAGAGAGGCACGCACGGGGUGUAUAAAAAGAAAAGAAAAGAAGAAAACUGCACGACGGUCGGUCUGAAUGUGUCAGCAGGAAGUUGUUAUCCGUGCGAGUGUAUUUUCGAUGCUCACGGCGACCCCGUUUAUUCUGCUAGAAAGUGUUGUUACUUUUCCAAAAGAUCGCCGCCUACCUAUCGCCAAUACACGAGCGACAUCAGUGUAACGCGAAUUACGCCUACAAACGAGGCCUAAAGCGGGCCUACAGUUUUCCUGGUCGAUGACGUGUCAACGUGAGUGAUAUCAGAACAUCUGGCCUCAGUAUGUAGUCGAGUGACCGCGAAAGAUCGUGAUUAGGAGGAACGAUCUGUAAGAGAGAAAAUAGCGUGAAAUUGUCGACGGUCGGUGGAGCGCUACGAUUCCCCCUCCCCCCCCCUCCCAACCUUUCAUUCCUCCUUCUCGAUUCUCCGAGACGUAGAAAGCCGCGCUAACGUUACACCCACAGCAUAUCGCGCGAGACUCGCCGAAGCUCGCGAGGGGAAGAAGGGAUCUUUGUAGCCUUUCAAGUGCCUUACCGGGAACCAACCGAGGAAGACCGAACCGAAGCACAUCGGCUGUAGGAACACACACGGGCGAGAGAGAGAGAAUGUUAUAUAUAUAUAUAUAUAUAUAUAUAUCAUCCCCUUCAAUCUUCCCUCUUCUUAGUUGGCUAGAUUAUAUGAUAAAUGUAUCAUCUCGGAUCCCGAGAGCGCGCGAAACGUGGAAAGAUCGUCUCUUAGAGAGUAAAUAGAAAAAAAAAGCUGAAUUUAACCACGUCACUGUAAUAUGUAAUGUUAUACAUAAUUAACAAGAAAAGUCUACAUACAACCAUUCACCCAACCACCCCACUCGCUCUCACAUGCAGACAGACGCAACAUAUACACAGCCACAACAGGUGGACACACACAUUUACACGCAGAUUUCUCAUCCGUUGAGUGUAAAUAAAGCUGCCAUCGCAAUUACGGUUCGACAACAGAA
Messenger RNA from Harpegnathos saltator (Jerdon's jumping ant), 6996 nucleotides. RefSeq names its product nucleolar and coiled-body phosphoprotein 1. Gene Ontology annotation, cellular component: mediator complex. Gene Ontology annotation, biological process: positive regulation of transcription by RNA polymerase II. The transcript has 12 exons. The record is from RefSeq and is a predicted model, not a curated record. NCBI's taxonomy places the organism in Eukaryota, Metazoa, Arthropoda, Insecta, Hymenoptera, Formicidae. Bases 1185 to 4226 code for a protein of 1013 amino acids. Gene Ontology annotation, molecular function: transcription coactivator activity; transcription factor binding.